AUGAUAAAGAUAACAAAAGAUACCAAUAAAUUAUGUCAUUACAAUCGAUUUUUAAAUAAAAGUAUUUUUGUUAGAAACUAUCAUAAUUCCAAAUCAAAUUAUUUUUGCACCAACAACGAAAGCAACCAAAAAAAUGAAGGUUAUCAAGAAGAUCAAAAAAAGAGAGAAUCUACACAACAAAAAACAGUAAAUUCAUUUUUGAGUUUAAUGGGAUCAAACAAAGUAAAGGUAUCAAAUACUUGGAGGGGUUUAAGAUUUUUUUGGGGUUUGAAAGAAGAUGCAUUAAAAGGUAUUGGAGGAGAAUAUGAAAAUAUCCUUAAUUCGAUCGAGGAUAAAACUCAAGAUAUAAUGGAUGUAUAUUAUAACAUUAUUGGGCAUGUUCCAUCUAAACAUUUAGGCACUUUCUUUUUUUAUAGUACAUUUACAAAUCAAAAUGAUCCAAGUGUAUGGAAUAUAAUUGAAGCAUAUUUAGAUAUUGAUCUUGCUAAAGAUUUUGUACCAAAAAGAUCUAUUGUAAUUCAUUGCAAAAGAAAUAAAGAAGAUGUUACAUUUUUUGAAAAAUUAAACAUCGAUGGUUCAAGAAAUUUUAUAAAGAAAAAUAUAAAUGAAUUUGAUUCAGUUAUAAGAAAAGAAAAUGCCAAUGCUGCAUCAACAGUUUUGGAGUUUAUAUAUUCAUCAAAAAAUGUUGAUAAUUUAACUUUGGUGAUUAUCCCAGAAAUACAAAAUAUAGAUCCAUUUGGAGGUGAAAAAGCAGAAAGAGAAGUUUAUUCAUUAUUUAGAAUUUAUAAAGGUUAUAAAUAUCUUUUCCCAUUAUUUAAGAGAUCAUCAAGAAGAGAGGCCAUAAUCACAGAAUCGUUGGAUAAAUUGGGUCUUUAUACAAACCCAAUUUUAACUUUUAGCGAAGAUGAUCCAAAAUAUAGAGAACUUAUCAUUGGUUCUUUACCACCCAGAAGCGAUAAAACAUUGUUUUAUGAAAAUAAAUCAACUUUUAAAAAAAUGCUUAAAGAUAGAAUUUAUAAAGUAUUCCUUAAAAAUAAUGAAAACCAUUUAAAAUCAGUUAUUACAGAGAAAUUUUUGGAAUCACACUCUAUCUUUAAAUAUUCAUGUAAAAAACCAACAAAAUUUGAUUUUUCAAAAAAAUAUUUUUUAAUUUGGUCCAAAGAAUCAAUUGCAUUAAAAUUAGUUUUAACUAAAUUUUUACAAAAUAAAUUAAAUGAGUUUUUUCAUAACGAAAUAGAUAAUGAAAAUCAUGAUAUUUAUGUCCAAAUUUCAGGAAAAUCAGUUAAAGAUACAAUGCUUAGUACAGAUAAAUUAGAACCAUUCAAACACAAUUUUGAUACCGAAGUUGACAAUAUUGCAGCAUAUUCAAGUUGUUUUGAAAAAGUUCUAGAUCCAUCAAUUGAUACAGAUAAAAGUAAACUUAUAUUGCAAUUCAAGGAUGAAUGGUUAUUUACAAGCCAAAGUUUAAGAAGUCCAGUGUUUAUAGAAUCAUUUAAAAAGGAUUAUUUAACAAUGUUCACAAAUUCAUUAGAUCAAAUCAAUGAAGUCGAGGGGAUCUCAUUUGAAAAGGAACAUUUUAAAUUUUAUGAACUUUGGAAUAUCCUCUUUAAAAGAAUUUUAUCGAAAUUAUUAAUUAGCGAUUUAAGUUCAAGUAUUCCUUACAUAUUAUUAGACGAGAUGGUUAAAGCAGUAGGAAAACAAGAAGAAGAAACAAAUAUCAGAUUCCUUCUUUCAGUUCAUUCAGAAGAGUUCAAGAAAAAUCUCAGCUCUGAAUUUGUUGAUACAAUAAUUUCAAAAGAGUUUUAUCCUUCUGUAUCUUUUGAAGAGUUUAGAGAAACCUUAAUGGAAGAGUUUGAUACACUAGACAGUAACAAAACCAUCAAAAUUAAAGGUUUUUCAAAACUUUGGAAUUAUAUUUAUUUUAAAGCAGUUUCAAAAAAAUUAUCGAGUCAAAUCGUCAAUGCUUCAUUUAGUAAUAUAAUAUCUCCAUUCUUCCUUAAUAUAUUAGAAUCAUACUAUGGUAAACAAUUUGUACCAAUUGAACUAUACGACAAAAAGCUCGAAACUUUAACAAAAAAUUCACUCUAUAUUAAACAAAAUUUGGGUUUCAAGUCUAAAAAAGAAAUUAAUGAUGAACAAAAUAAAAAUUGA
This is a messenger RNA of Dictyostelium purpureum, 2151 nucleotides long. RefSeq lists its product as uncharacterized. The record is from RefSeq and is a predicted model, not a curated record. NCBI's taxonomy places the organism in Eukaryota, Evosea, Eumycetozoa, Dictyosteliales, Dictyosteliaceae. The transcript is spliced from 6 exons. Bases 1 to 2151 code for a protein of 716 amino acids.